Messenger RNA from Aegilops tauschii subsp. strangulata, 2509 nucleotides. NCBI's taxonomy places the organism in Eukaryota, Viridiplantae, Streptophyta, Magnoliopsida, Poales, Poaceae. The record is from RefSeq and is a predicted model, not a curated record.
UAGCUGGUUAUUAUUCACUUCUCAGUCUCAGUCCUUCCUCACAAUUUCGUGUGCCUCGUCACCCGGCAAUCUCUCCGCCGGCGACGGGAGACGAGACAACAUGCCAGACCCCCUUCUGCACCCGAGCCUUCUCGCAGGCGUGGAGUGAAGAAGCGAAUCGUCCCGGCUUGGAUAUGUUUCUCUUUUACUGGUGAUGAUGGUGAGGAACCCUAUCUGUGAUCCGAUGGAUUGCUGUAAUGACAUUCUUCGUUCUCGGUGUUCUUCAGCGCGCAAGAUCGAUUUCAGUUGACCCCACAAGAGUCGCCGCAGUUUAUAUUUCAAGAAUCUUUUAGGGGGAUUCAGUUAAACAUCCAUGCCCGCGCUGAGACUUCCCCUGGAAAUCAAGAUUCAAGAACCAUCUCCAUCAAUGGAUGACGCGGGAGGGGACAUUCUCCCGUCUCUCGGCCGCGUGCGCCUCGGCGAUCUCGCGGCCGUCGAGGGCCUCGCUUCCGACAGCUACAAGAUAUGCGUAUCGACACUGAUGCAGUCGCUGGCUCAGUACUCGGCAGCCAUCAUCCAGCUGCCUCCGGCCGAUGCUGCCCUCUUAAGGUCUGGUCUGGACUCCGCUCGCCUCUUCUUCCACCAGCGAGUGUAUGAUUCGGUGGGCGAUGUUGUCCAUUCGGAUGACGCCCGCGAGUGGAAGACAUCUGGUUACUAUGCAGAUCCUCAAAUGUGGCUGGAAAUGUAUGAUUAUAGGCCUGGUGUUACUGUCAGAGAGCAUGGUGGCGCAAUGGAAUUGUCCCCGUCUGGGCUGCCCGACAUAUUUUCAAUGCUUGGGAAAGUUUGCCGAGAUAUCUUGGAUGCGGUUAGCUUCUCACUGAAUCUCCGUAGUUGUGUGUUUACUGAGAUACUCGACAACAUGCCAUUGAGAAGCCAGGAAGUGUCGUCCUCUGUUCUUUCAGCAUGUUGCCAUUCGAGGCCAUCAUUUGAAGAAGCACAGCAGCAUGGUAUUGCUUCUCCCGAUGACAGUCAAUUGCUCAUGUUUUCUGAGCAGGAGCAACAGAUCGACAAGACUUUGCUUACACUAGUUAAGUCUGAUAGGUCAGGCUUAUAUAUCAAGGACUUGCAUGGACGCUGGAUUCUUGUUGAUGGGGACCUUGGUCCACAUGAUAUUGUUGUAUAUCCUGGCCUUGCGCUUUAUCAGGAAACCUCUGGCUAUGUAAAUCCAGCUGUGCACAAGACAGAGGUUGGAAACUUGCAGGGAUGUAUGUUUGGGCGUUGUUCUUUGGCGUUUAAGCUCACACCGAGAUUUGUUGCUAGGCCUGGUGGUUCAGAGAUGGGAGCUGCUGGUCAUGGUGUUGAUACUCAGUUUCAGGUCCCCGUAACAGUUACUGAGUUCAUGCAAACAGAUCAUUCUGCUGAUCAACUUUUUCCCAAGAACAAUGAAUCAUCAUCCCAGGCAGAGCAGGAUGCAUCACCUAACUCCGUGACAAAGAAAAAAAAGGGAAUUACAAGAACAAAGUCACUCCCUCCUUCCAAAAGACUUCGCCUAGAGGCACAGAGAGUGCUCAAGGAGCGUGUCCAGGAUAUUGCAGACAGGAGAGGCAUCAAACUGAGAUUUUGCAAUCUCAAAGAAUGUGAAAGUCACAUACGGUCAUUGGACAGUCCUUGUGAUAAUAUCCGAACUGAAAUCGGAUGGCCGCAAGGGGUUCCAUUUGUCCAUCCGCAUGACCUCCCAAACAAGGCAAAGCUUGGGUUUCUGGAAGCUUAUGAACCGGGAUGGACUGCUUCCCAGCAAGACGAGGAGCCAGUCUCUGUAAAUCUGUAUGUGCUACCAACCCUGGAUACUUUUUGACUUGCCAAGGUUGGCCAGUAGUCUGAUGAUCUCGCCACAUGUUUGAGGAGGAAGGUUCAUGUACUGACACCCAGACACCGUUGACAUAUAUACCCGUAGUGUUCAGCUCGUGUAGUUAGAAACUACCUUGUGAACUGUAGAUGGUAAAUGGUUGCUGCUUCAUGGCCCUACUUCACCGUGCGGUCGUGUUGCAGAUGUGGCGGCAAACUUGGAGAUCUUGGGCUUCUAGCUGUGUGAUGAAACUCUUCAUUUGGUUGUUCAUCUAGGAGCCUGGACCUUGUAGCGAGGAGACCAUGCAGCACCUUCCGAGCGGCCAAAUCUGGUACGAGGAACUGUUCGACAAGUUUUAUUCCGUCGGCUGACAAUGCCUUCAAUCGUAGACUGGUGCCUUGGUGAUGCUUGUCACGGUUUGGGGGAUUCAGAAGCUGCAGUACCGUUGAAUCUUUACCAGCGAUCGCCGCCUGAAUGUACGAGAGUUGAUGAUGCUUGCAAUUAAGUUCGUUCUAACAGUGCAUCCAAGUGCAAAAGCUUUUGCCAUUUCUUGAGAAAGAAACGAAAGUGUAGUGCUUGUCAUUGGCUGCCAACUCGUCAUGAUUUCUUGUUCACUUUUUACUUGAAUGACUGCUGGCUGCUGUGCCUGCAUAUAUAAGGCCAACUCAAACGCAUGACCCCUAA